Messenger RNA from Diversispora eburnea, 207 nucleotides. The record is from the annotation of a GenBank genome assembly. NCBI's taxonomy places the organism in Eukaryota, Fungi, Glomeromycota, Glomeromycetes, Diversisporales, Diversisporaceae.
AUGAGCAAUAGCUCAUUCGUUAGAACUAGAAGGAAAGGUGUCAACUAUGGUACCACUUCUAGAAACUUAAUACAAGAUAAAAAUAAAUUUGAUCCCAUUGGCAAUAAACAAAUUCUUAAAAAACAGAAUACAAAAGACAAAUUGAAAGAAUCCUCUGAUGAAGAAAAUGACGAUGCUAUAGUAUCAGGCAGUAAUUCAACCCCCCAA